This is a messenger RNA of Vanderwaltozyma polyspora DSM 70294, 3291 nucleotides long. RefSeq names its product DNA-directed DNA polymerase delta POL3 (gene POL3). Gene Ontology annotation, cellular component: delta DNA polymerase complex. The transcript has a single exon. The record is from RefSeq and is a predicted model, not a curated record. The coding region runs from base 1 to 3291 and encodes 1096 amino acids. Gene Ontology annotation, molecular function: 3'-5'-DNA exonuclease activity; DNA binding; DNA-directed DNA polymerase activity. Lineage: Eukaryota; Fungi; Ascomycota; Saccharomycetes; Saccharomycetales; Saccharomycetaceae. Gene Ontology annotation, biological process: base-excision repair, gap-filling; DNA-templated DNA replication; nucleotide-excision repair, DNA gap filling.
AUGUCUAUUGGUCUAAAACGUCCUGGUGAGGAUGAAAGUAGUGAACUUCAAGAUGGUACUAUUGAUAAGAAAGUAAGAUUGCAAUCAAAGGAUCAUGGUGUGGGAAGUGAACCGGUAUCGACUAUAGAAAUCAUUCCAACUGAUUCAUUUCGAAAAUUUAAGGAACAUGGUUAUAAAGCAAAAGGUUCAGAUAUUCAUGGAACUCAAAUGGUUUCAACUUUUGAACAAGAAUUAUCUCAAAUGGAGCAUGAAAUUGCUGAGCUCGAUGAACAAAGUACAGAAUCUUAUCCAAGAAAACCAUUAGAUCCAGAAUUUUCUCCUGAAACUCAUGAUAUUUCGUUUCAACAACUAGAUUGUGAAGAUAGUUUGCUACCAGGCUCUAAAGAUGGAAGUACCUCAUAUGUUGUUAGAUUUUUUGGUGUAACUGAUAAUGGUCAUUCUGUUCUAUGUAAUGUAACAGGAUUUAAACAUUACUUAUAUGUCCCAGCUCCAAUGUCUGCAGAAUCACCAUCCAAUGAAGACCUACUGGGUUUUGUCAAGCAUAUUAAUGAACAAUUGGAUAAUUGUGUAGAUUCUAUUGAAAUAGUUGAAAAGCAAUCCAUUUGGGGUUACUCCGGUGAUAGUAAGCUACCGUUUUGGAAAGUAUAUUUGAAAACUCCAAACAUGAUUAAUAAGGUCAGAACUGGUUUCGAAAAGGGUCAUUUUUCUUAUAAAUCUUGGUUUUCCAAUGGUACAACAUCAUAUGAUAAUAUUGCUUAUACUUUAAGAUUAAUGAUAGAUUGUGGUAUAGUGGGUAUGUCAUGGAUCACUCUACCAAAACAAAAAUAUAAAAUGAUUCCAGAAAAAGACAAGGUUUCAACAUGUCAAUUAGAGGUCAAAAUAAACUAUAAAGAUUUAAUUUCCCAUGCACCAGAAAAUAAUUGGUCGCACUCUGCACCAUUACGUAUAUUAUCAUUUGAUAUUGAAUGUGCUGGUAGAGUGGGUGUUUUCCCUGAACCUGAACACGACUCUGUUAUUCAAAUUGCAAAUGUUGUCAGUAUUGCUGGCGCCAAGAAGCCAUUUAUUCGUAACGUGUUCACAGUAGAUACCUGUUCUCCGAUUACUGGUUCUCAUAUAUUCUCACAUGAAACAGAAAAGGAAAUGUUAAGCAAAUGGCGUGAGUUCAUAGUAAAAGUUGAUCCUGAUCUAAUCAUAGGUUAUAACAGUGCAAAUUUCGAUUUACCGUACUUGAUUGAUCGUGCGAAGGCUUUAAAGAUAGAUAACUUCCCAUACUUUGGUAGAUUGUUUAAUGUAAAGCAAGAAGUUAAAGAAUCUAGUUUCUCAUCUAAAGCAUAUGGUACCAGAACAUCUAAGGUAGUCAAUAUUGAUGGUCGUCUACAAUUAGAUUUAUUGCAGUUCAUUCAACGUGAGUAUAAACUAAGAUCAUACACUUUAAAUGCUGUGUCAGCACAUUUUUUGGGUGAACAAAAGGAAGAUGUUCAUCACAGUAUUAUUACUGACUUGCAAAAUGGUGAUAGUGAAACAAGAAGAAGAUUGGCUGUAUAUUGUUUGAAGGAUGCAUAUCUGCCGCUUAGAUUAUUGGAAAAUUUGAUGGCUUUAGUUAAUUAUACUGAAAUGUCUCGUGUAACAGGUGUGCCAUUUUCAUACUUACUUUCACGUGGUCAACAAAUUAAGGUCGUCUCUCAAUUAUUUAGGAAAUGUAUUGAAAUCGAUACAGUGAUUCCAAAUAUGGCUUCACAGGGAACGGAUCAACAAUAUGAAGGUGCGACAGUCAUUGAACCUAUCCGUGGUUACUAUGACAUUCCGAUCGCAACAUUAGAUUUCAAUUCUUUAUAUCCAAGUAUUAUGAUGGCCCAUAAUUUAUGUUACACUACUUUAUGUAACAAAGAAACGGUUCAAAGAUUAAACUUGAAGAAGGAUGAAGAUUAUAUCAUCACACCUAAUGGUGAUUAUUUUGUAUCAACAAAGUUAAGGCAUGGUAUUUUACCAAUCAUUCUUCGUGAACUUAUUGAUGCAAGAAAAAGAGCUAAGAAAGAUUUAAAGAAUGAAACAGAUCCGUUCAAGAAAAACGUUCUUAAUGGUAGGCAAUUGGCAUUAAAGAUCUCAGCCAAUUCUGUUUAUGGUUUUACUGGUGCAACUGUAGGUAAACUGCCUUGUUUGGCAAUUUCUUCAUCUGUCACAGCCUUUGGUCGUGAUAUGAUCAUGACAACUAAGAACGCUGUGGAAGAAAAAUAUAGAAUAUCUAAUGGUUACAAGCAUGAUGCGGUAGUUGUAUAUGGUGAUACAGAUUCUGUAAUGGUUAAAUUUGGUACUUCCGAUUUAAAAGAAUCCAUGGAAUUAGGUACUGAAGCAGCUGCAUUUGUUUCAGGUCUAUUUAAAGAUCCUAUUAAUUUGGAAUUUGAAAAGGCUUAUUUCCCUUAUUUAUUGAUUAACAAGAAAAGAUAUGCAGGCCUUUAUUGGACGAGGACUGAAAAAUACGAUAAAUUGGAUCAAAAGGGUCUAGCUUCUGUCCGUCGUGAUUCCUGUCCAUUAGUUUCCAUUGUUAUGAAUAAGGUGCUGAAGAAAAUUUUAAUUGAUAGAGAUGUUGACAAUGCUUUAGCAUAUGUUAAGCAGAUUAUUGAUAAUUUACUGCAUAAUAAGGUUGAUAUUUCUCAACUGAUUAUUUCUAAAACACUGGCCCCUAAUUAUACAAAUCCACAACCACACGCCAUAUUAGCUGAACGUAUCAGAAAAAGAGAAGGUUCUGGUCCUAAUACUGGUGACCGUGUUGAUUAUGUCAUUAUGGGUGGUAACGAUAAAUUGUACAAUAGAGCAGAAGAUCCACUUUAUGUCUUGGAACAUAAUCUUCAAUUAGAUUCUAAGUAUUACUUAACAAAUCAGUUACAAAAUCCAAUUAUCAGUAUUAUUGCACCAAUUAUUGGUGAAAAGGGUGCCAAUUCUAUGUUUGUUGUAAAAUCUAUAAAGAUUAACACUGGGAGUAUGAAAGGUGGUUUGAUGGGUUUUAUUAAAAAAGUUGAGUCUUGUAAAGGUUGUAAAGGUCCUUUGAAAUCUGGUGAAGGACCUUUAUGUCAUAAUUGUAAAUCAAGAUCAAGUGAACUGUAUAUUAAGACUCUUUAUGAUGUGAGAGAAUUAGAACAAAAAUUCGCUAGACUAUGGACCCAAUGUCAACGUUGUUCUGGAAGUUUGCAUAAUGAGGUUUUAUGUUCUAAUAAGAACUGUGACAUUUUUUACAUGCGUGUUAAAGUGAAGAAGGAACUACAAGAAAAGGUUGAACAAUUGAGUAAGUGGUAA